AUUAUUCUAAAUGUUUUUACAUACAAUUGUAGGUUAUUUUACCUUAGAGAAGGAAAAAGAAAAAAGAAGAAAAGGAGGAGUAAGCCCUAACCCUUAUUUUUCCCGCCAGCCCUUCCCUUCCAGCUGCCGAGUGUCGCCGCCGAACCACCACUCCAUCUCUCUGGUUCAGUGCUUCCACUGCUGUGUUUCUUCCUCUCGUCCCGCCGGAGCCUCCUUCCUACUAGACUGGACUUAAUUAGCUUUAAGUAUGAGUAGCGAGGUAGAUGCUCUUAAAAAUGUAGAAGGCUACAAACCUCCAGCAGAGUUUGAGGAAGACAGAAGGGAAUUUCUUACUGAUAUUUCUUUGACUGACUCUGAAGAGCUAUGGCUUAUUCAAUGGCCUGCUAACCAAGCCCCAGAUUUUGAUGGGCAAGAAUUUUCUCUUCAACUUCACCCAGACGGGCAUAUGGGCAGCUUUCAGGGUUCAUCUGGAAAAUCAUAUGAUGUGAUCAGCUGUGUGGCUCAAGAACCUGAGGCUUCUGUUUUUCUGCCAUCUUCAUCGGACACCAGAUUAGUUGGAAAGAUUUCCCGGCGGAUCUCUCUUGUCCAUUACCCAGAACCUGAAGAACUUGAAAAGGCCACCACAUCUUUGAAAUCAUUGUGUCAAAAAUCUUCUGGAAUUUCAUUGACCAAUUCCCGUCAAACUACAACAUCCAGAGGUCCACAAUCGAGCAGUAGAAGAACAACCUCUUCACGAAGUAGCAAACCUAGAAGUUCAGUAUCUGAAUUCGAGGAACCAUGGAAGCCUUCAAGUGUUAAACAGGAACUCAAAUCUACCGAGUCCAGAGAUCAUCAAAAAAAGGAUUCAUCUAAAAGAAAACGCUCGCAUGAACCUAGUAGAUCAAUCGACCACUCCACUCGAGAUUCAGGACACAGUCAUAGUGCCGUAACCUCCUCAGGGUCUGCUGAGCGAUCUAGUGAAAGUAAAUCAAAAAAGCAAAAGAAAUGAAUCAGGAUUCCACAAACUUGAAGUAUUCAUUAGUUUUUGACAAGUUACUAUAUUUUGCCUAUACUCUUAUUUUCCAUUUUCCUUUGCUUGGACCGAAUUCUCGAGCAAUUAUUGUAUGUCAUAGCCCAUGGAAAGUUCUUUCUCAUAUCAGAUUUACUAUCAGUUACACUGAGUACUUAAUUAAUUAAUGUUAAUUUUGAAGUAA
This is a messenger RNA of Cucumis melo (muskmelon), 1193 nucleotides long. Its product is annotated as mediator-associated protein 2. The record is from RefSeq and is a predicted model, not a curated record. The transcript has 5 exons. The coding region runs from base 248 to 988 and encodes 246 amino acids. NCBI's taxonomy places the organism in Eukaryota, Viridiplantae, Streptophyta, Magnoliopsida, Cucurbitales, Cucurbitaceae.